Messenger RNA from Scomber scombrus (Atlantic mackerel), 635 nucleotides. It is a transcript of the gene cdipt, whose product is annotated as CDP-diacylglycerol--inositol 3-phosphatidyltransferase (phosphatidylinositol synthase). Gene Ontology annotation, cellular component: Golgi apparatus; membrane. The record is from RefSeq and is a predicted model, not a curated record. Gene Ontology annotation, molecular function: CDP-diacylglycerol-inositol 3-phosphatidyltransferase activity. Gene Ontology annotation, biological process: phosphatidylinositol biosynthetic process. NCBI's taxonomy places the organism in Eukaryota, Metazoa, Chordata, Actinopteri, Scombriformes, Scombridae.
GUGACCGCUGCGCUGAACCUCACUAGUGGCUGUAGCUUCCUGGUUGAACCCUGCUGCUCUCUGAGCGGGAACUAAACACAAAAACAGUAAAAAUAAAGACGUUAAAACGCGACAAACAGCAGAGAUGGAGGAGGAAAACAUCUUCUACUUCGUGCCUAAUUUAAUUGGUUACGCCCGGGUGGUGUUAGCGCUGCUCUCCUUCUACCUGAUGCCUUGCUGUCCGUGGCCGGCCGUCUUCUGCUACCUGCUCAGCGCUCUGCUCGACGCCUUCGACGGUCACGCUGCCCGAGCGCUCAACCAGUCCACUAAAUUCGGAGCGAUGAUGGACAUGCUGACGGACCGCUGCGCCACCAUGUGUCUGCUGGUCAACCUGUCGCUGCUCUACCCUUCAUACACCUUCCUGUUCCAGAUCAGCAUGUGUGUGGACAUCGCCAGCCACUGGCUGCACCUGCACAGCUCCACCAUUAAAGGAUCGGCCAGUCACAAGACCAUCGACCUCUCCGGAAACCCGAUCCUCCGACUCUACUACACCUCAAAGCCGGUUCUGUUCGUCAUGUGUGCGGGGAACGAGCUGUUCUUCUGUCUGCUUUACCUGAUGCAUCACAUCCAGGAACCUGCAGCUUGGCUCUUCUGGC